AAUACCGGAAAACACAAGGUCUGUAAGCACAGCCCCAUUUGGUUCUUGCUGGCUUGAAACUCCUCCUUGGAUCACAUGUAAGAAGGGGGGGAAAGGUUCAGGAUGUGCCAUCGCAUCAUGAUAGCGAUUAUUUUAUUCAAUCAGGACGAGUUAAGCGACAUCUGAAUGGGCGUUGGCACUUCCUGCAGAUAGACUGGUUGAGCACUUGGCUGCACAAUGGCUGACCGGGAGUAUGACUAUCUGAUCAAGCUGCUGGCACUUGGCGACUCAGGGGUGGGAAAGACCACCUACCUCUACAGGUACACCGACAACCAGUUUAACCGCAAGUUCACAACAACAGUGGGCAUCGACUUCAGGGAAAAGAGAGUGAUGUAUACAGGAAAAGGUGCUGAUGGGGCAACUGAGAGAAACUUCAAAAUCCACCUUCAGCUUUGGGACACAGCGGGACAAGAGAGGUUCCGCAGCCUCACCACAGCUUUCUUCAGAGAUGCCAUGGGCUUCCUGCUGAUGUUUGACUUGACCAAUCAGCAAAGUUUCCUCAACGUCAGGAACUGGAUGAGUCAGCUACAGGCCAACGCGUACUGUGAUAGUCCAGACAUCGUGUUGGUGGGUACCAAGGCAGACCUCCGUGAUGUGAGGGAUGUUAACGGUAGACAGGCCAGAGAUCUGGCAGACAGAUAUGGAAUCCCCUACUUUGAGACGAGUGCAGUGACGGGUGUUGAUGUGGACCAGGCAGUGACCACCCUGCUGGACCUGGUGAUGAAGAGGAUGGAGCAGAACACCCACGGAGGCCAUAGCUCUGAACCCAACGGCAGCCUCAUCGUCAGCCGUGAAGUGGAGGAAGCUCCUGUCAGGAGGAGGUGUGUCUGCUGAUGUCACCACCAGCAGCCACUCUUUUCACGUUUGAUCUAAAUAACGCUGCUUUUAUUUAAAUGCUAUUGUUUUCUGGUAGUGGACUAGGGUGCCUGCUAGGUGAGAGGACAAUUGCGAUCUUAAAUAUUUAAAAUAUUACCCAUAAUUGGGAGGGAAUCUGGCCCAAUAUUGUAAUUACAGUGUGCAUUCCUCUCUUGACAUUUGCUUUCUGUGAUGUUAUUUACUCACAGCCGCACUGUAAGAAGUGAGAAAGAGGAGAGAGAAGGGUACAAGAAUUCAAACAUGUAUAUAGUAUAGUGAAGACAGAUAUUGUUGUAAAGACAAAGACAAAAGUGGUUAUGAUUCAGUGAAAAAAGGAGUCAAUUAUUAUCUUUAAAUGGGUUAUAUCAGAGAAAAAUACUGUUUUUAUUUUACACAUUGAGGCAUUGAUGGAAGGAAUAUGCAGGCACAUAACAUAUAUUUAUCAUGGAGUAUAAUCAAAAAACAUUUAAGACAUGGUUAUAUUUCUCAUGUGGAUGAUCAUUUUUGUUAGAACAACCAAGAUAGCAAAGUCACUUACAUGAUUUAUGACUUUUUUACGACAUGUACAUAAGCAGCCAAGCUUUUUAAUGCAUUAUGGAACAAAGUUGCCAUGCAGAUCAAACACAAGUACAAGAAUGUUAAAGGGUUGUUGGAACAAAUCCUGUAUAGUGCUGCAUUUGGAAUAAAUAAACAUGUUAUGUUUACGUUUAGGUUAUGUAAUGCACUAAAAGUUAUACUUUAAUUCUGACUGGAAAUACAAUCCUCACAGUUUUUGUUAGCAUCAUUAUUGUUUAUACACAUUAAUUUUGAUUUCAUUAAAAGAGGAACUUGCAUUCAUGUCAGUGGAUUUAUCAAACAAAUUGAUCUAUUGGAGGACAUUCAUGGAGUCACAAGUAAAUUUCACCACGUUACUUUGGCUGAAGCC
This is a messenger RNA of Etheostoma spectabile (orangethroat darter), 1819 nucleotides long. RefSeq names its product ras-related protein Rab-27B-like. Lineage: Eukaryota; Metazoa; Chordata; Actinopteri; Perciformes; Percidae. The record is from RefSeq and is a predicted model, not a curated record. Bases 217 to 873 code for a protein of 218 amino acids. The transcript has 6 exons. Gene Ontology annotation, molecular function: GTPase activity; GTP binding.